ACAUGGAUUCACCAACGACGCCCCCAAUACAGAAACAGCGACCAGCCGCUUAGAGACACGAAUACUAUUACUUUGAAAAAGGGUUGUACAGCGUCAACGAUGCAUAUUUCGAUGAUAUUAUUGAUUCUUGGGGUGUGGGCCAGUGAUGCGUACCAACCAAAGCUCCCUCCACAAAAAAAAGCGACGACCAGCUGUGUCUGUUCUGAACUCGACAACACGCGUCGAUCCACAAUUUUAGCCUUUCCUACAUUCGCGAUGAUGGCGGGAACAUUUGCAGCUCCAUCCCCAGCUGUAGCUCUUGAUGUGGAUAGUUUUAUGGCGAAGGAGCUUACUACCACAAAGGUAACACCAAAAAUGUCGGAUGACGAGGCGCUGUGCAAAUUUGGCGCUCCAUCCACCCAAACGGGAAACGCAUGUCUGCGAGCAGGCCUUUCAACGAAACGACCCACGGGGGUCGACGCCUUUGGAAAAGUGGACCGUAAGUUUCACGAAACGCCAAAGUAAAAUGAAAUAGUGACUAGACGAGAAUCAUUUGAGAAUGCUUUCUAAUUUUUUGUUYCUGUGAUGCAUUUGAUGCUUGUUGAAACCUAUCGCUAGGUGGCGAAUUUGUCCGAUGCAAACCGAAAUAUGUGGACGAUCCAGAUAGGAAGGGAAUGCUGAUUAAUGUUUGGGAUUGCCAAUAAUCGGACCUCUUGAAAUCAAUAACUUCGACCAAUUCUUACUAACGACUGGUUUCCUUACGAAAUAAAGCAUGCGAUGGAUGGCUUUGUCUCUGAUGAAAAAAAUCGUCGACGGUUUAUCAGAAAGGAUUGCUUCCUCAUUUCUCUGUGCAUGACAAAUGCCUUCUUUAACCGCACUCUUUGCCUUGGCCAUUGAUAUUCGUGUCGAAUGUUCCACCAGUUCAACAAUCAAUAUCUUUGUUUUGGGAACCAAGGGAGCGAAUCAGCCCUGCGUAGAUCUCAAUUCCCUCUAAGAAAUUUUCUUCAAGUAUGUAUUCAUCGUGUUCGUGCAGCAUGAUUUCUGUAUUCCGCAUCGGGGAAAAGCCGAGGGCWCGGAUUCCCAAAGCUCUCAGAAAACGUGAAUCAGUGGCCGCCGGAAAGACCUGCGGCGAGACCUCGCAUCCCAUUUCAUGGAGCGCAUCACAGAAAGCUGCAUACCAUGGGUUCAAGCGGGGAUCGGUGUCGGUCGUUGCAUGAGACAUUCCAUUUUCGUAGUCGUCACUCACAGAACUCCAAGUGACCUCGCUACCUUCCUCGGGUGCCCUGCUACACUCCUGACACCAAACGUCCAACAUAUCUUUUAUUUGUUUGGGUUCCAUUUUGGGAGAAAUCCGUAUAUCUAAUGAGCACGAGGCCGAUGAUGGUACUACAUUGUAGGCGUAUGUGUUGCCCACAGCCACACCUGCUUGUAGCGUGGUUAUAUUCAAACUAGUGAC
This is a messenger RNA of Pseudo-nitzschia multistriata, 1435 nucleotides long. The record is from the annotation of a GenBank genome assembly. Lineage: Eukaryota; Bacillariophyta; Bacillariophyceae; Bacillariales; Bacillariaceae.